AAGGCUUAAUCUCAAGGGAGUCUUUCCAUUGAUUUAAAAAGACAGCAGAUAGGGGACUUAAUUAGCACGUGCCUCAGUUUCUCUAUCCGAAAAACAGGGAUAAUAAUACUUGCCAGCCUCACAGGAGUUUGUGUAAAUUCAUUGUUUUUGGUUAGGUACUUUGAGGUCAUCAAAUGGAAAAUGCUUAGAAGUGCAAUUUUGCAAAGUGUUUUUUACAAUUCCAAAACCUUUAUGCUUCGUUCAUGCAGUACGCACUUCUCCUGGAUCACAGGAGAAUUUCAAUUUGGGACUUUAUGGGAUGACUCCUCCUCCCACUGUGUGAUGGUGGAGCAACUUGCCAGAAGGGGAGGGGGAGCAGGGCUCCACCCCCAUCAUCACUUUUCAAAGUAGGACUAGACAAAGACGCAGGUAGGCCAGCAGCCUUAUCCUAUAUGUGCAGUCAGUGAGUGUUCUGCAGGGAGGGCUGGAUCACUUGUGGCAGCAGGCAGCCUAUGCUGUCCUGUCCUCCAAGCCAGGGCCAGCUAAGUGGGACUGGGCAGCUGAGGCUGAACAAUAACCUCCACCUGGGUCAGAGCCCUUCAGAGCAUUCCUACAGGCCCAAGAUGCAGCUGUUUAUUAUGUUUGGCAUAUGUGUUCAAGGAAUUAGAUAUUCAGAAGAACUCAUAAGGGGGAACACUAAACAUGGAGAAGAAAUGCUAAAGAAGAUCACUGUGGUUCCAGAAUGCUUUAUGAAUGUUACUGAAAUUAUCAGGUACCAUGGAUACCCCAGUGAGGAAUAUGAAGUUACAACAGAAGAUGGCUAUAUCCUUAGCGUUAACAGAAUUCCUGGCGGGAAGAACCGUGGAAACACAGGGCAAAAGCCAGUAGUGUUUUUGCAACAUCCAAUCCUAGGAGAUGCUACUCACUGGAUUUCAAACCUGGACAACAACAGCCUGGGCUUCGUGCUAGCAGAUGCUGGCUUUGAUGUUUGGAUGGGAAACAGCAGAGGGAACACUUGGUCUACAAAACACAAGACACUUAAACCUGACCAACAAAAGUUCUGGGAAUUCAGUUUUGAUGAGAUGGGUAAAUAUGACAUUCCAGCAGUUCUCUACUUUGCCAUGAAUAAAACAGGACAAAAGCAGCUGUACUAUGUUGCCCAUUCAGAGGGCACAACUUUAGGUUUCAUAGCAUUUUCCAUUAGGCCAGACUUGGCUCAAAGAAUAAAAAUGUUCUUUGCCUUGGGGCCGGUAGCCACAAUUACAUUUGCCAAAAGCCCUCUGAUAAAGUUUGUGAGUCUUCCUGAAACACUGCUCAAGACUGUAUUUGGAACUAAAGGAAUCUUUCAUCAGAGUGAAUGUCUGCAAAAGCCUCUUGCCCUAUUGUGUACCAAGCUGGAUAAGUUUUGUGCAUCUGUCCUCUCUUUUGUGGCUGGGCGUAAUGAGCAAAACUUAAAUAUGAGUCGGUUAGCCAUGUACGUCGGACAUUCGCCUGCUGGAACAUCUGUACAGAAUGGCUUACAUUGGCGCCAGGUAUUGUAUUCAAAGCAAUUGCAAGCAUAUGACUAUGGCUCUAAGGAAAAGAACAUGGAAAAAUACAAUCAGACUACUCCUCCUAUGUACAAGAUAGAAGAACUGAAAAUGCCCAUUGCUAUUUGGAGUGGUGGACAUGACUUGUUUGCAGACCCAAAGGACAUGGCCGCAUUACUUGGUCGAAUUACUAAUCUCAUUUAUCACAAGCAUUUUCCUGAAUGGGAACAUCUAGAUUUCACUUGGGGUCUUGAUGCAGCUAAGCGCAUGUAUGUGAAAAUCAUUGAGCUGAUGAGGAAGCAUCUCUGAAGCCACACAGUGGUUCCUGAGGUUGAAUGAUUUGAUCCUUCUAUUAUGUUCAGAAAUAAGGAUGGUUUUCUUUCUUUAAAGUGAUUAAUCAUGGGAUUAGUAAAGGGCUUUAUGGUGACUGGCUUAUAUUUUACUACAUUUGUCACUCUACUAUAUUUUCCAAACUAGUGAAUUUCAAUAAAUAGGGAACUACCUCAGGAAGCUGAGAUACAUUUCCAAGAGGAAUCUGUUUAAGAGCUACAAAAGCAGUCAUGUACAUACCCCCUGUAAUACCACAGGGGAUCACUUUCUUUGAAAUGUUUUAAUCUCUGCCAUAUAGUCUAUCAGUAGGUGAUUCAUGAUAUUCAUCCAGUUCCAGACGAUAACAUUUCUUUCAUCGCUUUUAAAAAGCAUGUUUUUAGUGGGAAGCUUUUAAAGAGAUUGUCAAAGUGCUUAGGUCAAAAAAAAAAUUGACUUUGGUGCUUGAGAAUGAUUCCCUUCAUAGCCUCUGGCCAACUCACUCACUCAACUUCUCUUUCAAGUUUCCUAUUCUCAAAAUAGCCUACCUUGUAGGGAUGUAGUGAGGAUUCAUUUUUUAAUGUUUGUAAAGAAC
Molecule: messenger RNA, 2409 nt
Organism: Dermochelys coriacea (leatherback sea turtle)
Lineage: Eukaryota; Metazoa; Chordata; Testudines; Dermochelyidae
Product: lipase member M-like
Exons: 10
Coding region: 492-1817 (441 amino acids)
Molecular function (GO): hydrolase activity, acting on ester bonds
Source: RefSeq, a predicted model, not a curated record